CCGGCCGGGGGGCGCUCCUCCUGCGUUAACCCUCCCGGUGCCGCUGCAGGUGCGCUUGGCGAUAGCCGAAAAGGCUCUCAAGUGCGAAGAGCACGAUGUAAACCUGCCGCUGAGCGAGCACAACGAGCCGUGGUUCAUGCGCUUAAAUUCCUCUGGAGAAGUACCUGUCCUGAUCCAUGGGGAAAACGUCAUCUGCGAGGCAACCCAGAUCAUCGAUUACCUGGAAGCAUCGUUUGUGGAUGAAAAAGUACCAAGAUUGAUGCCAGAAGAAGGGAGUAUGUAUUACCCAAGGGUGCAACACUACAGAGAGCUUUUAGACUCCUUGCCUAUGGAUGCCUACACACACGGCUGCAUCCUGCACCCUGAGUUAACGGUGGACUCCAUGAUCCCAGCCUACGCUACCAGCAGAAUUCGUAGCCAAAUAAGUAACACAGAGUCAGAGUUGAAAAAACUUGCAGAAGAAAAUCCAGACCUUCGAGAUGCCUAUAUAGCAAAACAGAAGCGCCUUAAGUCUAAACUGCUGGAUCAUGAUAAUAUAAAAUACCUAAAGAAAAUCCUGGAUGAACUGGAAAAAGUUUUGGAUCAGGUCGAGACUGAAUUGCAGCGGCGAAAUGAGGAAACACCAGAGGACGGAAGUCAGCCGUGGCUCUGCGGUGAUUUCUUCAGUCUGGCAGAUGUGUCACUUGCUGUCACAUUGCACCGCCUCAAGUUCCUGGGAUUGGCACGAAGAAACUGGGGAAAUGGAAAGAGGCCUAACGUGGAAGCCUAUUAUGAGCGUGUCCUGAAGAGAAAAACAUUUUACAAAGUUUUAGGACACGUUAACAAUAUAUUAAUCUCAGCUGUCCUGCCAACAGCGUUCCGGGUGGCCAAGAAGAGGGCUCCCACAGCCCUGGGCACGGCCCUGCUGCUGGGCACGCUGGCAGGGGCGGCCUACCUCGCCUCCCUGUGUCUUCGCAAGAGCUUUGCCAACCUGAUGCUAUCAAUUAGAACCAGGCAAAAUUAUUUUUAG
Molecule: messenger RNA, 1009 nt
Organism: Merops nubicus (carmine bee-eater)
Lineage: Eukaryota; Metazoa; Chordata; Aves; Coraciiformes; Meropidae
Gene: GDAP1
Product: ganglioside induced differentiation associated protein 1
Exons: 5
Coding region: 137-1009 (290 amino acids)
Biological process (GO): mitochondrial fission; mitochondrial fusion
Cellular component (GO): mitochondrial outer membrane
Source: RefSeq, a predicted model, not a curated record